Molecule: messenger RNA, 1365 nt
Organism: Naegleria lovaniensis
Lineage: Eukaryota; Heterolobosea; Eutetramitea; Acrasida; Naegleriidae
Exons: 2
Coding region: 1-1365 (454 amino acids)
Biological process (GO): biosynthetic process; L-threonine catabolic process
Molecular function (GO): pyridoxal phosphate binding; glycine C-acetyltransferase activity
Source: RefSeq, a predicted model, not a curated record
AUGCAAAAACGUGCCAUCCUUUCAUCCGGCCUCAUCAUUCAAAAGAACAUCUCUAUCACCACCACUGCGAUCUCAUCAUCAUUUUUGAAGAAACCAUCCCAUCAUCAACAACGAGAAUUUUCUCAAACUAUUCCAACCAUGAGUGCUCAAAUUUAUAACGAACAUUUAAAGCCUAUCAUUGAAAAACAAUUAAACGAAAUCAGACAAGCAGGAACCUACAAGAAGGAAAGAGUCAUCACUUCUCCGCAAGCAUCAAAAAUUACAACACUUCAAACAGGAAAGAAUGAAGUCUUGAACUUCUGUGCCAAUAACUAUUUGGGCUUGAGUGAUCAUCCAGAGUUAAUCAAAGCAGCAAAGAAGGCUCUUGAUACUCAUGGAAUGGGUCUAUCAUCAGUUCGUUUCAUUUGUGGUACUCAAGAUAUCCAUAAGGAAUUAGAAACUAAAAUUUCAGAGUUCCAUGGCACAGAAGACACUAUUCUCUAUCCAUCAUGUUUUGAUGCUAAUGGUGGUUUGUUUGAAUGUCUUCUCAAUGAAGAAGAUGCUGUGAUCAGUGAUGCUUUGAAUCAUGCAAGUAUCAUUGAUGGUAUUCGUUUGUGCAAGGCUCAACGAUUCAGAUACAAACAUAUGGACAUGGCUGAUUUAGAGAAAAUUUUGCAGGAGACUCAAAGUGCUCGUACUAGAUUGAUCGCAACUGAUGGUGUGUUUAGUAUGGAUGGUGAUGUUGCACCACUUCCAGAAAUUGUGAAAUUGGCUGAGAAGUACAAGGCUAUUGUUUUUAUUGACGAAUGUCAUGCAACUGGAUUCUUUGGAAAAACUGGUCGUGGCACUCCAGAGCACUUUGGUUUGGAAGGAAAGAUUGAUAUUAUUAAUUCGACAUUGGGAAAGGCUUUAGGUGGUAGCACAGGAGGAUACACCACUGGAAGAAAGGAAAUUAUUGAGCUUUUAAGACAACGUGCUCGUCCAUACCUUUUUUCCAACUCACUUGCUCCUCCAGUAGUAGGUGCAUCAUUGAAAGUUUUUGAAAUGAUUUCAAAGGACACUUCACUAAGAGAUCAUCUCAUGGACAAUACUAAACUUUUCAGACAAUCCAUGAAGAAAGCUGGCUUUGAAAUUAUUGGAGAUGAUUCUUGCCCAAUUGUUCCAGUUAUGCUUAGAGACGCAAGAUUGGCAUCAGAAUUUGCUGAUGAAAUGCUGAAGAGAGGCAUUUAUGUCAUUGGUUUCUCUUAUCCUGUUGUUCCAAAAGAUCAAGCUAGAAUCAGAGUGCAAUUAUCUGCUGGACAUUCCAGAGAACAAGUCGAGAAAUGUAUCAAUGCAUUCAUUGAGGUUGGAAAACAAAAAGGCAUUAUCAAAAUGUCUAAUCUUUAG